Messenger RNA from Drosophila ananassae, 4792 nucleotides. Its product is annotated as CUGBP Elav-like family member 2. The record is from RefSeq and is a predicted model, not a curated record. Gene Ontology annotation, biological process: mRNA splice site recognition; regulation of alternative mRNA splicing, via spliceosome. Gene Ontology annotation, molecular function: mRNA 3'-UTR binding. The coding region runs from base 952 to 3687 and encodes 911 amino acids. The transcript has 10 exons. Gene Ontology annotation, cellular component: cytoplasm; nucleus; ribonucleoprotein complex. NCBI's taxonomy places the organism in Eukaryota, Metazoa, Arthropoda, Insecta, Diptera, Drosophilidae.
ACUCGCAUGAGUUUAGUUUAUAUUUAUGAGCAUUAUAGUGCGGAUAUAUCGGAGCGCCAAGUCGAUAGAUAGACAGAGUUACCUUCCCGGGUCUUGUCGAAAGGGCUUUUUUUCUCGGUCUCGCGGGGUGCGUAAGCCCUCCAAAAUGUUUGGAUGGGCAGUGCAGCGAUUUCACGGAAGGCAUUUCCCCUUCCACCCCCGAUAAGACACAUUCAAUUAAAGAGCUCGACAACCUGUACAAUCCGCCCGAUACGAAAGCCAAACAAAAACCAGGAGAAGUAUACUCCGGCGGGAGCCAGUGUUUGGCCAGAGAGCGGCUGAGAAUUUUUUUACCUGACGGCAAUCAGCGGGCAAUUAUGCGAUAAGUCCUUAUCAGCCUUUAGAUAACAGUGCGACUGGAGAGCGGAUAGAGAGCGGAGCAUUAUGAAAUCGGAAUAGACAUUUUCGGAACAUUAGUUGCCCACCGUUGGCGUCUACGUGCGGUUGUCUCCCUUCGAGGUUCAUUCCAUUCGACCUACUCGCGAGUGCAGUCCGGAGUGAUUGGGUGAUUGAUUUGCCCGAUAUUGGUAGAUAAAGUGACUUUAUAUCUGUCCCAGAUACAGACCCUGUGUCAUAUGGUGUUGUGAUAAAAUGUGAAGACUAUACUUGCUGUAAUUCGAUCGGAAAUUUGAAACACAAGCUCAACCCACUCCUGGUGUGCGAAGGAUAAAGAAGGGCCCGAGGCUAAUUGUCAGAGUGAAAAUAAAAACUGUGAUAAACAAAGAAAGAGGCGAAAGCAAACAAAACGGAUAAAAGACACUCCUGCCGGGAGCUAAAUAAUACACAAUUUUAAUAAAACCAGGGGAAAAUUAAAAAGCAAGCGACGCCAAAUGCGGCACUAAAAGUAAUUAGCGUCAGUGGACAGGACAGCAGAGGAGUUGAAGCAAAUAGAAGCAAGCCAGAGUGCAAUAAAUGAUGUUGCAAUCCUUGAAUUUGCAGGCGGAUAAACUGAGCGGCAUCUCAUCUGCAACAGCAACAGCAACAGAAACAGAAGCAGCAACAGUAGCAGCAACAACAUCAGCAACAUCAGAGCAAGCACGCGACCCAACAGUAGAAGUAACAACAACAAUGCUUACAACAGCACCUGUUGCCCAUGUUGCUAAUGGCAGCAACAGCAAUACGAGCGAAAGUAACAACAAUAGCCUCUACAGUAGCAGCAAUUUAAAUAGCAGCAACAAUAGCCAACAACAGCAACAGAUACAGUCGGUCAAGUAUUUAGAGAAUCUAACGAGCUCGGGAGCAAGUUCAGGUGCCAUAGCAGCGCCAACAACUUUCACAGGUGCUGCGAAAAGUUUCCAUCCCUAUUUGCGGCCCACUGGCACCACCAGCAGCACCAUCAGCAGCAUCAGUAAUAGCAACAACAGUGCGGCAGCAUUAUCUACAACAACGGCAACAUCGGGGGCAAAAAUGUCCUCGACAUUGUUUGAAACACUUUUGCACAACCAAAUAAAUUCCAGCCCGACGGCACCGACCGUGCCCCCACUGCCAGCAGCAACACUAGCAAUUGCAACACCACCAACACCCAGCACCGCAGCAACCGCAACAGCAGCAACUGCAGCAGCAGCAGCAGUAGCAGCAGCAUCAGCGGUAAUGCCGCUGAAUUCCAGCAUUAAUUCCAGAACUUCAUUAGGCGAGCAGGGUGGCAUUGUUGCCGUUCCCUCAAAUCGCAUCUCCAUCAAAACCGAACUGGAACUGGUUGGCUCAAGCAGUCCGGAAUCUAUCAAGGACCAGCCGGAUGCGGACAAUAUAAAGAUGUUCGUCGGCCAGAUACCCAAGACCUGGGAUGAGACGCGACUCCGGCACAUGUUCGAGCAGUUCGGGCCCGUGCACACCCUGAACGUCCUUCGCGACAAGGUCACAUCAAUUAGCCGCGGGUGCUGUUUUGUCACCUACUAUACACGAAAGGCUGCCCUGCGCGCCCAGGAUGCGUUGCACAACAUCAAGACCUUGGACGGGAUGCACCACCCCAUCCAGAUGAAGCCGGCGGACAGUGAGAACCGAAACGAGCGCAAACUUUUUGUUGGCAUGCUGAACAAGAAGUACACGGAGGCCGAUGUGCGGCAACUCUUCACGGGCCACGGAACCAUUGAGGAGUGCACCGUCCUCAGAGACCAGGCCGGCCAGAGCAAGGGCUGCGCCUUUGUCACAUUCGCGACCAAGCAGAACGCCAUCGGGGCUAUUAAGGCACUUCACCAAAGUCAGACCAUGGAAGGCUGCUCUGCCCCGCUGGUUGUCAAGUUCGCGGACACGCAGAAGGAGAAGGACCAGAAGAAAAUGCAGCAGCUCCACGCCUUCUGCGGCAUCGGAGCCCUCACAAAUGGCACGCCCAGUGGUGCUGCUGCGGCCGCCGCCACGCCCACCGCCAAUACAGCCACUGCACUGAUAGCGGCUCCGCCCACGGCGACUCGCCCCAACCCCUCGAUGGCAGCCGCGUUGGCGGCAGUUCCGCCCGUCCAGCAGGCAGGCGCCACAGCCACCGCCCAGACAGCCCUGGUUCCCAUGCACACCCCGGCCACCUUGAACGCCUCCCUGGGCCCCGCCCUCCUGGCCAGUAAUCCCGCCGCGGCCUACUUGGGCGCCGAUCCGACAACGACAGCCCAACUGCAACUGUACCAGCAACUGCACGGCUACGGACUGAGCCCGGCCCACUACCUGCCAGGACUAAAUUUCCACCACCCACCGGAAAACAGUGCCCACCACAGCCAGCACGGUAUCGCCGGCGGCGGCGCCGCACCAACAGCAUCUCUAUCGGUUGCAUCAGCCGCCGUCGCUGCCGCCUCAGCAGCAGCCGCAUCAGCAACACCUCACACACUUGGCGGCAGCGGCGGCGCACCACCAUCCGCAUCCCCAUCCGCACCACCAGCAGGCGGCGGCGGUGGCUGCGGCAGCGGCAGCAGCGGGAUCUCUGCCGCCGGGCAUGCUCCUGGCACUGGACUGCUCGCCCCUCCAUCCCUGUCUAUGCAGAAUCUGGUAACCCUGCUAGCCACACCCACCGCCCACCAUCCGCUCACCAUCGCCACCACCGCCAACGCCCCUCACCACCACAAAUUCAACAACAGCACCAGCAACGGAAGCAACCACAACGGCAGUACCACCGCCAGCCUGCACCUCCAGAGAAUGGCCUAUGCUGCCCCACCGCCGGCGACGGCCUUCAGCAUGCCGCAGCUGAUGGGUCACACGGCCACGCCCGCCCAGCCAGGGGCCAGCUCCCAGACGCUGACCCUCAAUGCGCUGUGGCACACGAGCGCUGCCGAUCCCUACACCACCUCCCUGAGUGGUCUGACGAAUGGAGCCGCCUACGGAGCCGCCGCUCAGCCCCUAACCGCCAGCGCCAUACAGGCAGCAGCUGCAGGCGUGGCUGGUAAGCAGAUCGAGGGACCCGACGGCAGCAAUCUAUUCAUUUACCACCUACCUCAGGAGUUCAUCGACACAGAUCUCGCAUCGACAUUUCUGCCCUUUGGCAAUGUCCUGUCGGCCAAGGUGUUCAUCGACAAGCAGACCAACCUGUCCAAGUGCUUCGGCUUCGUCUCGUACGACAAUCCACAUUCAGCCAAUGCGGCCAUCCAGGCGAUGCACGGAUUUCAGAUCGGGACCAAGCGGUUGAAGGUCCAACUAAAACGUUCCAAGGAUGCGGCCAAGCCGUACUAGAUCAGCUGAGGUGGGCUGGUGGUGAACCCCCCAAAAAACAGCACAUGAAAACUAAUCACAGAAAUGGAUGGAAACUAUAGUUAAACACAAUUGUGCCUUUUAAUAAAUGUUCUGAAACCAAAGGACCAAUUACAAAAAUGUAUCUGAUAAGUUAUCACAAAUCUAAAGAUAAAUAGCUUACAAAUGAUGUUCUCGAGUGCACAAACGAACCGCAAAACCAAUCCAACCAAAGAAGUAGCUUAAAAGUUGCAUUCUUGUAAUCACAUUUGCUGAAAACCAUCAGCCAUUUCAUCAUUAAAUCAGCCCAACUUUUCAACGUGGUCGGCAAGCACACUCUACAUUUAAAAACCAAAAACUAAAGUCCAGCAAUUUGAAGCCGAUUUGUGGCGCCAAAGUAUUUUUCAAAGCCAAAUAGUUAAGCAAAAAAAAUGUAUAAUUGAUAAUGGAUGGAUAACACAAUACCCAACCCCAGAAGAAACAAGUUAAAAUUGCACAAAAUGUAACGAAACAAUUUAGAAAAAUAAUGCUAAGUUAUAUAAGAGCUAGGGAAAUAACUAUAAACUAUAUACAAGAACUACAUAUAUAAAAUUAGUGGGGCACAACCAACAAAAACAUUCGAAAUUCCGUUCGUAGUGAGAAACAUUCAAAGGGAUAGUUAAUACACUAAUAACUAAAACAUAAUAACUGCUAGAGAAGUCUGCUAAGAAUACCUAAGACAAGCGACAUCAACUAAAAAUACGUUUAGCUAAAGAAAACUAUUAACUAAUUAGUCACAAAAGUUACAUCUUCUGGGAUUGCUAGCUUCAAAGUCUACUUGAAGUCUAUUUUAUAGUCAUUGAUAGUUAUAAACUAUUUCAUAUUACGCCGACCUGUGGCAUCUAUUGGUUUAAAUGCAAAUCAUAUUUUGUUAAAUCUGUACUUAAAAUGCACUUGACGUUGAAUGAAGAAAUGUACUUUUAAAAUUCAAACCCAAUAUAUAUAUUUUGGAUGUGCAACAUGUAUGCAAAAUGUACUUUUUAUUAAAGGCUCAAGCACGCAGAAUAGGGCGGCAUCCAAUGGUUUUAAAAAUUUCAAAAACAAAAUAAAUAUUUAUAAAAUAAUAAAA